AUGUCGAGAAAAGGGGUUCUUUAUUUCAGGCCUUACCUUGCCCUGCGACUAACCACUCCAACAGCACACGAAAACAUUAGCAAGCUCGAAGACGUAGGGAGAGACGUGGCUCUGCCUGGAGUGCCCUUCUUAGCUCAGUCCUUGCGUCCCGUCCCCGCAGCAUGUGCGCAAAAUUGCUUGCCCUUACCCUGGCCGCACAGCACACUGAAGAACCUGACGCCGUGGAACGACAGUGCGGCGGAGAACGACCUCCGAUGGCUAGGCAGUAAGUGCGAAGCCGGGCGGUUUAGCGAGGACUCGAACAAACACGCACAGACAGACAAUGGGACACGUCAAACUGCUAGCAACCCAUCCGUUAAUUUCCAGGCAUAUACAGGCCAUAAUUCUGCUCGUCUGCAACUGUUGAGGUCCCAACAGAUUCCUAAUGUGCUCUGUGGUGUCCCGAUCGAUCGUGCACCCCCCUUCGGCACAGGGCCGCCGCAGGCAGAGGCACUCUUCUCUCUCAAAAGGGCAGUGGCAAAUUCUGCGCACCUUCCUCCUCGUACUUCCUCCGACAAAAGCCCCUCUCACCUCCCCAACAUCCUUUCGUUCCUCUUCUCUCCUCCAUCAACAGCAGCUUGCAACAGCCUCCUUUUCGGCUACGGCCUCCCGGCCGUCCCCCGACAAACCUCUCGUCGCACUUCUCCGAGGCGGCCCCCCUUCCUCCGCAGGGAGAUCUGGGUCUUCAACAAGGGCCCUGCUCCCGUGGUGUUGUGUCCAUGGGAAGGACGGGGCAGGGCCCUUCCACCAAGCGGGGGGGCCGCCUCCUCGCCGAGUUUUCAUUGGUGUUGGCUAUGGGAUAACUCAAAUGUCUUUCUUUUCGAUUGA
Messenger RNA from Fusarium vanettenii 77-13-4, 867 nucleotides. RefSeq lists its product as uncharacterized. The transcript is spliced from 5 exons. The record is from RefSeq and is a predicted model, not a curated record. Lineage: Eukaryota; Fungi; Ascomycota; Sordariomycetes; Hypocreales; Nectriaceae. The coding region runs from base 1 to 867 and encodes 288 amino acids.